AUGUUCUGGGUAUUUCUAUUAUUGUCGUUCAUCGCCCGAUGUUAUGCAUUUCUAGAUGCUACUGGCCAUUUAGUGGGAGACCAGUUUAAUCUCACCUUGGAUCUUCAAGAUCAGAUCCAAAAUGUUCCAAGGGACGACUCGGACUACUUGCACGAAUUUAAACCCAUUUCCAACACUAUAGUUCAAAGCCAGCUCCAGUAUUACUCGUUUAAUGUCAAUGCAUCCACUGGUUUGGGAGAAUACUACCAGUAUUUGGUGUUCAUUACAGGAAACAUCUGUACUCAGGACUACAACACUGCUGCAAGUGCCAACCACAGCUUGACGGUGUACUACUCGUUCAAUUCUACAAUGUUCACCAACUUGGAGGUAGGACAGAUGGCCCACUUCGAAGACGGGUACUUCCAAGCCCUUACUGAUGUUGCGCUUCUGCUGACGGGAACUGCCGUGUUAUACAUCGCCGUGCAAGCCCCGGAAAGUACCAAUACCAGUGCCACAUGGUCGUAUAUGAUAGGUGUCUCCCAAAACGACUUGGUUUUCCAGUAUGACGACGAAUCGUUUGUGAGCGUCGUUGACACUGACCACGAAAGUGCACUCAUUGUCACGGGAAACCUCACGGCUCCAUCAGGUGCAUCAGGUCAAGCAAAUUACAACGCUUCCCUAUCGGUGUACCAGCUUUAUGUGUAUUCUUACGAAAAUAAGGAUCUUUUCGCCGACACAAGCAGCUCAUGGUGUGCUAUCCGGAAUGGACCUGCUCUUUUCGCUUCGACUAACUAUAUUACAUCAUAUACUUCGCGUGGAGGUGGGCUUUACCAGCAGUUUUUGGUGACUGGACUCAAUGCUAGUACCAAGUAUGUCGGGUAUUUAGUGUCUGACUUUGGAGGGGUUGACUCGAAUGCACAAUAUGGAGGUGCAGUGUAUCAGCAGUUCCAGUUCGACACCAUGAGCACGGAGGCCUGUGCGCUUAUCUAUGAUCUCGAAUUCUGUGACCAGGUGGCAUAUUCUGUUCCGGCUCUGACGCUGGACGAUGCUGAAACCAAGCUAGACCUUGGAAUGAUGUACGAUAAUCGAGCCAAAUCCCUCUAUGGCAACUUCUCUAAGGCAUUGGAUCAAAUUGCAUGUAACACCACAGGCGACGCCAUCUUUUCUCCCAUCCGAACAUGUGAUGAUUGCAAGCAGCUGUACAAAGACUGGCUAUGUUCAGUGACCAUUCCUAGAUGCUCGUCGAGAAAUAUCACUGGAUAUCUUCAUCGUUCAGCCAACGAGUCUCGAAAUGCAUUCAUAGAUGAGGAGGUCGUUCCUCCGCUCGACUACUUCGAAGUUUUACCAUGUGUGAACGUUUGUUAUGCGGUGGUUCGGGACUGUCCUGCGGUUUUUGGGUUUGUUUGUCCACGAAAAAACAAUUCUAUCAAGAUGUCGUACUAUUGGGAUACAGGGUCAGAGUAUGGGUCUUGCAAUUACGUGGGACAUUAUGCUGUCGUGGAGAGUGGAGCAGGUAUUUUGCUGGUUGCGACGUGGGUGGUGUUAUUUAUCUCUGUAGGGUCGAUGAUGAUGGUGUGA
Messenger RNA from Sungouiella intermedia, 1557 nucleotides. NCBI's taxonomy places the organism in Eukaryota, Fungi, Ascomycota, Pichiomycetes, Serinales, Metschnikowiaceae. The record is from the annotation of a GenBank genome assembly.